Messenger RNA from Medioppia subpectinata, 958 nucleotides. The record is from the annotation of a GenBank genome assembly. NCBI's taxonomy places the organism in Eukaryota, Metazoa, Arthropoda, Arachnida, Sarcoptiformes, Oppiidae.
CUCACAGCGCUGGGCAUUAGGUCGGGCGCAACCGAAAGCGCCCAUCAAUUCUUCCUGCAAACCACUCAACACGUUAUAAGACAGCGAAAGGCCGAACAAAAUGGUGGGAAACACAGCAAAAAAUACAAUGAUUUUAUACAACUUCUUGUGGACGCCGAGAGAGAUAAGGAUGAGUUGCACGACGAGAAUGACGCCAACGAAGCCCAUCACGUAAAUGAGGGAGAGGAAGAGUUGGCCGUUGAGAGGAAGACACUGUCGGGUAAUAUAUUGAACAAACAGUUGACAGAAACAGAGAUCAUGGCUCAGGGAUGGAUAAUAUUCGUCGCCGGCUAUGAGACCACAGCCACGACAUUGACAUUCUGUUCAUACGAGUUGGCACUCAAUCCUGAAGUUCAGGAGCGCCUCCACCAGGAAGUGAUGGCUUCGGUGGACGCGAACGGAGAGAUCAGUUACGAAGAGUUGUCGAAAUUGCCGUAUUUGGAUGCCGUGCUCUCCGAAACAUUACGCCUAUACCCACCUGUGCUGCGUCUGGAGCGCAAAGCCGUGUCCGACAACUAUGAGUUGGGCGAUACCGGUGUCCGUCUAUACGCGGGCCAACCCGUGGAGAUACCCGUAUACGCCAUCCACCACUCGGAAGAGUACUACGAGAAUCCGGAUACGUUUAACCCUGAUCGAUUUUUGCCUCAAAAUAGGCAUAAAAUCACUCCAUACACAUACCUGCCAUUCGGCGCCGGACCCCGUAAUUGCAUUGGUAUGCGAUUCGCGCUAAUGGAGGCCAAGUUAGGGUUACUGCAGAUCGUGCAACGGUUCCGCUUCUUCCGGUCCCCACAAACAGCGGUUCCCUUAGAGUUCAAGACAAUCACUCGACUCAUAGCCGCCAAAACUGUUAUCGUUGGCAUUGAAAAGAGAUAAACUGUGUUUAUUAAACACUUUGUAAAAUAGUUUUUAGUUGUUUAGC